Oncorhynchus nerka (sockeye salmon) is the source of this 1195-nucleotide messenger RNA. RefSeq names its product CD209 antigen-like protein A. Bases 117 to 905 code for a protein of 262 amino acids. The transcript is spliced from 6 exons. The record is from RefSeq and is a predicted model, not a curated record. Gene Ontology annotation, molecular function: signaling receptor activity. NCBI's taxonomy places the organism in Eukaryota, Metazoa, Chordata, Actinopteri, Salmoniformes, Salmonidae.
CACUACCUAAAGUCACACAGACGCAGAACAGCACAGGGAGACGACACAGCUACAAACGUACAUUAGAGUUGAGGUAAGAGGUAGAAGUUACUGUAUUUGACCACAAGUGUGUUAAGAUGUCAAAAGGAGUCUAUGAAAUCCCAGAUAGAUUUGAAGACGAUGAGCCUGAUGCAAUGAAGAACACAGACAUCGAUGGCCAAAUAUAUUCCAACGUAAGAGCCUUCAAGCCCAGUACAAGAGAUGGAGUUGUUGCUUCAGAGCUUGAUAGCUCAGGGAAGAGACCCUCCCUAGUUGCUGCAGUGUUUCUGGGGCUGCUGUGUGUCCUACUGGCUGGGAUCAUAGGCCUGUCUGUCUACUAUAACAGAGUCAUCAAAGAUUCUGAGGAUAAAAGGAACAUCUUGUCACAGAGUUGUUCCCUUUAUGAGAAUAACGCAACUGCAGAGAGAGACCAGUUACAGACCAAAUACAACAACCUGACUGAAGAGAAAGGUCAUAUUCAGGCAAAGCUUUUUGUGAUGGGGCAGCAUUGUCAGGAGGGAUGGAGGUACUUUGACUCCAGUUUGUACUUCCUCUCUACUGAGAAGAAAACCUGGGAGGAGAGCAGACAGGAUUGUAAGAGGAGAGGAGCAGACCUCGUGAUCAUAAACAGCAGAGAGGAACAGACAUUUGUCUUCAACCUCCACCUGAGAGCCUGGAUUGGUCUGACCGACUCUGUCACUGAGGGGACCUGGAAGUGGGUGGACGGCACAUCACUGACCACAGGGUACUGGAGCGCAGGACAGCCUGAUGAUAAUGGGCAGGAGGACUGUGCUGAGAUAUACUUUAGACAAGAUGACCCUGUAAAGACAUGGAAUGAUGACAAUUGUGGCACAAAUCAUAACUGGAUCUGUGAGAAAGUGGUGUAACAAUAACACAGUAACAAACAUUCUGUCUCCUCUCUGUGUGUCUCUCUGUGUCUCUGAAUUCAUUUAAAUUAAAGGGGCUUUUUUGUCAUGGGAAACAUAUGCCAAAGCAAGAGAAGUAGAUAAUAUACAAAAGUGAAAUUAACAAUAAAAAAUAACAGUAAACAUUACACUCACAGAAGUUCCAAAAGAAUGAAGACAUUUCAAAUUCCAUAUCAUGUAUAUAUACAGUGUUGUAACAAUGUGCAAAUGGUUAAUGUACAAAAGGGAAAAUAAAUCAACAUAAAUACAGA